Molecule: messenger RNA, 584 nt
Organism: Cyprinodon variegatus (sheepshead minnow)
Lineage: Eukaryota; Metazoa; Chordata; Actinopteri; Cyprinodontiformes; Cyprinodontidae
Gene: drc9
Product: IQ motif containing G
Exons: 5
Coding region: 71-502 (143 amino acids)
Biological process (GO): cilium organization
Cellular component (GO): cytoplasm; motile cilium
Molecular function (GO): protein binding
Source: RefSeq, a predicted model, not a curated record
GGAGGAGGAGAAGCUUCCCCUGAAAGAUUUCGAACAAAAACUUCUGCAGAACUGGCCAACGGCUCGGAAGAUGGAACAGCUGGAGGUUUUGGAAGAAGAGAAGAGAUUUCAUGAUAAGACUAUGGAAUUUCUCCAAAAUCAACACGAGAAGCUUGAACAGGAGCUGCACAUGUUGAAGGAAAAAACUCAGCAGAUACAGCAGGAAAACCAGGAGAAGUUUAAUACCUUAGGCUGCAAAAAAACUCUGCAAACGGACAGACUGAUGGAGAUGAAGAGGAAGUUCAGGGAAAUGGAGCAGGUGGUGAAAGAAUACAGAGAGGAGCAAGAGAUUUUACGCCAAAAGGAAGCUGAGGACCGAGCUGCGAUCAAGAUCCAAACCUGGUGGAGAGGCUGCAUGGUCCGCCUAGGCCUCAGUGCUUUCAGUAGAGAAAGAGAGAGCAAGAAAAGCAAGAAGACCAAAGGGAAGAAGACCAAAGGGAAGAUGAAGACCAAAGAGAAGUAGAAGAAGGAGACAUUGCCUGUUAACAAAUCAGGCAAAAAUUAGAAGAAAAAAAAAAUAUUAACAUUCUACGUGGAAUCUAAGA